Messenger RNA from Gryllus bimaculatus (two-spotted cricket), 156 nucleotides. The record is from the annotation of a GenBank genome assembly. Lineage: Eukaryota; Metazoa; Arthropoda; Insecta; Orthoptera; Gryllidae.
GUUCAUGGACUACUCAGUAUGCUGCUACAUCAUGUGCAGAUGCAUAUGUUAGCCUUGUAUAUGAUCUUUUUCACCCAUGUGUAGUGUCACUUCAAGUUCUUAUAGAGGUUUCGCAUGAUCCUCUUCCAAAGCAUCCACAAUUGACCCUAAAUGACU